Lobosporangium transversale is the source of this 1203-nucleotide messenger RNA. RefSeq lists its product as hypothetical. The transcript has 4 exons. Bases 1 to 1203 code for a protein of 400 amino acids. The record is from RefSeq and is a predicted model, not a curated record. NCBI's taxonomy places the organism in Eukaryota, Fungi, Mortierellomycota, Mortierellomycetes, Mortierellales, Mortierellaceae.
AUGCUAGGAAACUUUCAUAAUUUGGCGCUUUCAAAAUCUGGGAAACUUUGGUCAUGGGGAUCAGGAUGUUUGGGUCGUGGAGAUGAAGUCUAUGACUCGCUCCCACAGCCAGUGGAAUUCUUCCAUGCAUUAGGACGCAACAUCAAACAGAUUUUUGCAGCAGGAGAUAUUAACCCAACGAAAACCGCACUGGUAAGGAACUAUUCUAUGGUUCUUGUGACUCCGAAAAAUGGCAACGAUGACGAGCUUUACAUCUGGGGCUACAUUCCCUUUGGUGAAGAGAACGAAGAAGGCGAGGUAGUGCCAAUCAUGAAGAAGAGCCUGCGUCCUCUGCUCAUCACUUCUGUUCUAGGUUACAACAUUUCCCAUGUAGCCUGCAGUCCAUGGCACUUUACAGUAGCAGCAGUACCUGUGCCUACAGCAGAAUCAACACCAAAAGAGACAAUAGAGACAACGAAGGCAGAUACACCCUCACCAUUGGAGCCAAAAAAGCAAAUCAAGGCUGAAAAACCACUACUCAUGACAUUUGGUCGUUACAGCGAAGCAUUACCCUUGGAAAAGCCUUACAAUCCAAUGUUCUUGGACCUGCCGCCUGAAGACGAGUUUUAUGAUAUCAAGCCAUGGAAAACCUUUCGAUCUAUGCCGCCAAACUCUGAACUAAACAUUAAAAAAAUAGUUGCAUCUAAAGGAUGUGAUAUUGUAUUGAUGGAAAACGGAAGCAUUGGUGUGAGCGACCAUGACGAUCACGUUGCACGUCUGAUCCACCGACCUUUGGAUGUUGACAUCAUUGACAUAGCAGGUGGCUCCUCAGAAGUCAUUGCCAUCUCGGCCAAAGGUCAAGUUUUGUCGUGGACUGAGCCGACUUCAAAACAAGGUAGCGGUGACACUGCUACUUCCACCUCCAAUAACAAUAGGAAGAAUGUCGCUGUGGACGACUCGCUACGCAUACAGCCAAACGCUAAGAAUAUGAACACAACCCUGAAUCCCUCUGCGCUGCAUCCGCUGCUAGGACUCUCUUUGAAGGACGAGAAAAAAGCCGAGACCGAGGUAUUGGCCUUUUUUGAUUCUCAGAAGCUUAAACAAGAGCAAAAAGAAAAGACGGUCCGUCUGGUGGAGGCCCUCUUUGAAUCUUCUCAUCUAAUAAUUGAGAAACAAGGGUUGUCCAAAUGUGUAGCACAAUAUGACCGAUUUAUGGUCUGUUGA